CAACCUAUCACUUUCCCCUUCCUCACAUAUGUCUGAGAAUUCUAGGACCUAGACUUUUUUUUUUCCUUUUUUUCCCUUCUCGAUCAGACAGGAUGCCGCCGCCCACCGAGGAGAUUCGGAACUGGACGCGCCGGUUGCCGGACAACAGCAGUUAUACCAUCUCCACCGACCCCUCACUCAUCCAGCUGGACGCCAUCAAUGCCGCCUUCGACACGGACAUGGUCUACUGGGCCAAGCCCCUACCCCUCCCGGCGCUGAAACGCUGCGUCGAGCAGUCACUCUGCUUCGGGCUGUACUUCCACGAAGAACAAGAAGAAGAAGAAGAAGAGGCAAACAGAUCAGCAAAAGACGCAGCAGCGGCCCCCGCCCCCGCCCCUCCGAAAAAGAAGAAGAUGGUCGGCCUCGCCCGCGUUGUCACCGACUACGUCACCUUCGCCUACCUGACGGACGUGUACGUGCUGCCCGCGCACCAGGGGCGCGGCCUGGGCCGCUGGCUGAUGGCCUGCCUGGACGAGGUGCUGGCCUCGUGGCCGGCCCUGCGCCGGUGCAUGCUCCUGACGCGGGACGAGGCCGCCGUGCGCAUGUACGGCGCCACCAUCGGCGCGCGGGUGCUCCGCGGGCGGGCCGCGAACGACGACGUUGGUGGGGAGCCGGACGGGAAGGGGAAGGGGAGCCCGAAGGAAAAGGGGCUGUUCAUUCUCGAGAGGAAGGGGCCCGGGAUCGGGUUUACGGUUGGGGAGGGCGGCGGAGGCAGGUGAAAGGGCGGCUAUCAAGUCUUUUGUCAAAUUUAUCUUCCUUUUCUUUCUUUCUUUCUCUCUCUCUCU
Thermothelomyces thermophilus ATCC 42464 is the source of this 824-nucleotide messenger RNA. RefSeq lists its product as uncharacterized. Bases 93 to 758 code for a protein of 221 amino acids. NCBI's taxonomy places the organism in Eukaryota, Fungi, Ascomycota, Sordariomycetes, Sordariales, Chaetomiaceae. Gene Ontology annotation, molecular function: acyltransferase activity, transferring groups other than amino-acyl groups. The transcript has 2 exons. The record is from RefSeq and is a predicted model, not a curated record.